This is a messenger RNA of Stylonychia lemnae, 2451 nucleotides long. NCBI's taxonomy places the organism in Eukaryota, Ciliophora, Spirotrichea, Sporadotrichida, Oxytrichidae. The record is from the annotation of a GenBank genome assembly.
AUGACAGAUAUUUUAAUUAAAAAAUAAGAAGAAAAUUCAGACUCGAGCACAAAUGAAUUCGGCUCAAUUAAAAAUGAGUCAAAUAUUGUGGUGAAGCAAGAUGACAGUUGUAAAAAUUAAGCAGAUUAAGAAAGUGAAGCGAUCGCUGAGGCUGAAGUUGAAAUGUAGGAAGAGGACAGUGAGAUCGUAUCUGUAUGGAAAGAGUCACAAUAUACAACAUCUGAUUCUGGCUCUGAUAGUAAUACUAGUUCAUAGAUAUCCAUUAAAACUAGAGAGGCUGAUUCAACUAUUGAUACGUCUGAAAAAUGUGGUGAUAAUGAUAUAUAAUCUCUGCACUUACCGAUCGGAAUAAAGCAUUAAGCGAUACCGAAUUUGUCCACAAGUCCUGGGGUCUUUAAUUUAGCUAAUCCAAAUGAGAUCAUAUCUUAAAACUCAACUCAUUCUACCUCGUCAGCAACUCCAAUGAAGCCACUGUUUAGUGGUUAAGGCUACGAUGAGCCUGCUUGUAAUUAGUUUGUACCCUUUAAUGAAGACACCUUUAAUGAAUGUAAAGAGAGCGUAAUGCGCAUCAGAGAAUUAUGGAAGUUGUAGAAUCAAAAGACCAUACUAGAUCUGAGUGCUGCUAAUUUGUAUUUUCAUAAUCGUGAUCCCUCCACUAUCAUUGAUCCAUAUAGCUCUGAGAUUCUUAUUGAAGUGCAAAAGCCUAUGAAAAUUGAUGCUAAAAUUAAAACAACUAAGGCUGAAUUGAAAAGAUAGGAAAAAGAGAGAAAGCAAAAGGAAAAGGAAAGGAAGGUGAUGUAGCUCGACAAGAAUCAGGACUAUUAUAAUCCUAAAGAGGGAGAGGAGCCUUGGUGGCAUGUUUUGAAUAAGGAAAAGUUCCCAGACUUAUUAAAUUUCUAUAAGUAUCCAUUGCAAAAGAUGCUUAGCAUUGAGUAGAUUUAGAGUAUGAGGAAGAUGCUUGGUUAGAGUAACCCUGAAUAGAGACAUUAUUCGAGUGAGGCCAAAGAAAAGGCUUAUGUUAGAAAUGAGACUAAAAAGCAGUAGGAAAGGAAUAAGGCAUUAUAGGCAAGAGACACUAGGCCCAGGAGAUAGGCUGCAUAAAAUGCUAGUAUAUAAAUGAAUCUCUCAGCUAAGGAUCCAGAUGAUUCAAUGAGAGCAUCCAAUUAGCAUGAACUUGUCGAGUGCCAGAGAUAUCUCACGGAAAUGCACUAGCCAAUAGUACUUUUCAUAACUUUGGAGGCUUUGAUUACAAUGACAUGCCAUGCAAGUAUGCAUAGAAAUGAAGUAAUAGGAUUUGUAACUGGAUUCAGAGUCAAGACUAAGAAGACCAAUAAAGAUAUCUAUAUUAUUUCAGAAACCGUAACUGUUCAAGCACUUCUGGAUGACUAUGGUAGAGUGGACUAUAGUAAAAAUGUUGAAAUGCAUCCAGAGCAUUCAAUGACUAGAGUAUAGGAAAUAUAACAAAAAGGGAUGCAUAUUCUAGGUUGGUAUCAUAGUCAUCCGAAAUUCGAGGUCAAUCCUUCUCAUAUCGAUGUAGAUAAUCACAAUGCUUACCAAAAGAUGUUUCAGUAGGAGGGCCAAUCAUUUCUAGGCCUUAUUAUAUCUCCUUAUUACAGCACCCCAGAUGUAAACAGCAAGUAAAACUGCCUCCCUAAGAUUAGAAGCUUUGUGAAUUUAGUCUCAAAGGAUAAUGGCUCCACCUUACCCUAUGAAAUCGCCAUCAAUAUCUUACCUUAAACAAGACUAUACAAGGAUUACUUACUGCAAUAAGUAGAUGAAAUAAGAGAGAAUCCCUUCGCUUUUGACAAAAUCAAUCUCAAAGGUGAGGCAUGUGUUAUAAAAGAGAAGAAAAACAACUAGAUUCACAUGAAAAAGGGCGAGAAACUGAUUAGGAGUAUCAAGCAACUGAUUGAAAUCAAUGCUGCAAAAAUUAGGAAAGAGAAAAUCUCCUCAGCAUUUAUAGCGAAACAUCUGGAAGGAUUGACUAUACUCAGAAACAAAGUAGAACUGCCAGGAUAAAUUGAAAGGUUUGACGACAAGACAGACUAGAAUGUACUUGACCGCUUUAAGAAAGAACUCAGAAAGAGAGGUCGCUACAAGAGAGUAGGGCACGGUGAGAGUGAAGUAGAUUAAGAGGAGGAUGAUGAGAGUGCGAGAGGUGAGUCCACUAACCAGCAGAUUGAUGAGGAGGAUCACAAUCUGAUGGAGGAGAUGAAUAAAAAGGAUUGGUUUUAGAGCAUCAACUUGAAGCAGGUCACUUGGAAUGACGAAGUGCAUUAGAAUCUCAGUCUGACUAUUGCCAGAAUAAAUACUGAAUUUUUCAGGAAGAAGGGAAACAUCAAUGACUACUGUAUAAAUAUCACAAUCAUGGGCUAGGUCGAGAGAUUUUUGGAGAAACUGAGAGAGACUCUUGAGAUUGAUGAAGAUACCUAUUUUAGCGAGUAAGAGUGA